Molecule: messenger RNA, 1974 nt
Organism: Closterium sp. Naga37s-1
Lineage: Eukaryota; Viridiplantae; Streptophyta; Zygnematophyceae; Desmidiales; Closteriaceae
Source: the annotation of a GenBank genome assembly
AUGUCACCCAUGGCCGUCCUUCGUCUGCCGACGGAACACCCCACCGCACUUUCUCUCCACGACUACUACGACGCGUCGCCGGUGACUCGGACGUUCCCUCGUCCCCCGCUGAGCCUGCCCUCAGCCUUCUUCAACUCCGCUAUCCUCCAGUCGCACGGUUUGCGGUGCGAUCAUGCGCGCGGGUCGCACAAUCUGUCGCCCGAUCUUGCACGCUGGUAUGAAUCCCCUGCGCCGGUCGCACAAUCGUCUUCCCCGCCCGUCGCCGGCCAGCCGGCGGGCCUGCCAACGACCCGCAGCGGAGCUGGAGAUGCUACCGCUUGCGCCGCUCCCACUCCUGCCGGCCCUCAACAACGGUCUCUCGCUGACGGCAAUGCCGUCAGGGCCGUGAGACCUCUUUCCGGACCAGGGACCUCCCGCCCUGCCGCAGCACGCCACCGGGACGCGGAUCUCGCGCUGCCAGCAGCGAAGCGAGCGCGCGUGUCCGACACACGCUGCGUCGGAGUGGCGAUGGCGGCACAGGAGGGAGCGGCGAGCCCGAGCCCAUUACUGGACCUACCUUUGGACAUCCUGCGAGUCAUCAUGGUCAAAGUCGUCUCUCGCGCUCACUCGCCGGCUCAACUCGGCAACGUCAUGCUCAGCUGUCGCGCCUUGAGAGCACUCUGCUGGUCCCAGCAAGCGCUGGCCGCGGUCACCCCCGCCGUGCUGCACAUCCGCGCGUCCCAGUGGUCUCCGCGCGCCAACCGCUUCCUCUCCGCCUGCGCCGCCGCGGGGAACGCGCCCGCCGCGUAUUUCCUCGGCAUGAUCACGUUCUACAGCUUCGGGAACUACGCCGAGGGGGUGAAGCUUCUCGCAAAGGCGGCGCUGGCGGGACACGCGGCGGCCAUGUAUGUGCUCUCCGUUGUUUACUUCAACGGGAGCGGCAUGGCGCAAGCGCAGAGGAACCUUCCGGUGGCGCUAGCCCUCUGUGCGCGAGCAGCGUCCCUAGGCCACACUCCUGCCAUGCGUGAACUGGGGUACUGCCUGCACGAUGGUUACGGGUUACCACGCGAUGCUGCUCAGGCGCAGCAGCUGCUGCUGGAGGCUGAGGCUCUCGAAACGGCGGAGAAAGCCCGCGCGAAUGGCGUGGUGCAGGGUGGCGCGAAGCCAGCAGCGGUGCGCGGUGGUGACGGGGUGGACGGUUCUCGUUUGGAGCAGGCUGAGGAAGACAGGGAGGAGCAGGAGGAAGAGGAUAGGGAGGCGCAGGAGGAGGAGGCAGAUAUGAUGUUCGCACGUGAGAUUCUUCAAUCAGGAGAUUUGCAGAGCGCACUUCCCAGGGACGAAGGGCGUGUUGACGUUCCUCCUGCUGAAGCAUUCCAAGAAACUGCAGCAGCACCAGCAGCAGCAACAGAAGCAGGAGUGAGUGCAGACUCAGAUGCUGAAGCAGCACCUGUCGAUCCUGCUGCUCGUCUGUCUGCUCCUUCCAUGGAUGCCACCGGCACUAACAACAUCGCAGAUAUGCAAAGCCUAGACAGUAAGGAGUGGGAACCUAGCUCUCCCUCGCUCGCUGAACUAAUGGAGCUGCAAGAAGCCGAGAGUUGCCGCCCGGCAGACCCCGCCCACUUUUUCCUGCUGGAAUGGCAGAAGCUCAAUGGCCCUGCGUCUAACACCCACACCAUCCACGUUAGUGCUUCCCAGGCGUACCUUGUACACACACCAUCUCCUCCUUCCCAUGGUGCUGCUCCCGUGCCUUCUCCUCCUUCUCCCGCAGUUCCUGCUGCACCAAUUGCAACACCUCCCAUGCUGCAUGCAUGCUCCAACCCCCAGUGCGGGCGGCAGGAGACGAGGGAGCAUGAGUUCCGGUGUUGUGCUGCAUGCACCGAGGCCAAAUACUGCUCCAGAGCGUGCCAAGCUGCGGACUGGGUUGGGGGUCAUCGUGUUGCGUGCACUAUGUUAGGCGCUGCCCUCGCAGCUAUGGCGCAAGGAGCUAGAUUCUAG